AUGCCACACGCGCCGAGCACAGAAGCCGUCGCCGUCAACGGGACGAGCUCAAACCCACUAAAACUGCAAAUACCGGAUCAAUACAAAAAUGCAACAAACGGCAAUGGUGUGUGUUCUCCGCCUGUCAAUGGAAAUGGGUCUCUUCCACCAAACUUCAACGGACCUCUGUCACCACCCAUACUGGAUACAACGCCUAAGAAACCGCCUAAAGCUCCUCCAAGUAGACCCAUUUUACCAGUGAAGAAAUCCAAGACACUGCCAAUCGACUUCGAUGAAAAAGUUCCACCAAAGCCAUCGUCUUCUAUUCUAAAUGGCAAGAAACUUUUUGUAACGAAACCUCUGAAGGAGGUCCAUACAAUUACACAACCUAACGGUGAUAAUGGACGAUGUCUAGUAAGUAGAUCUCCCAGCCCCUACAGAAGAAGUAAUUCCACUGCUUCAGUAGAGACGGGCUCUAUAGCAGAACUUGCUAAAAGACAUGUUCCUGUUAAUUUAUUGACGUCGAGGUCUCCUAGUCCACUAUCGUACAGCAGCGUCCGUAGUUCAGCAAGUCAAUACUCGACAUGUAGCAGCAACGGGACCUUUGUGCCAUUAUCACGUUCUUCUAGUAUGAACUCAACGAUGUAUAACAGAACUCCUACUCCAAGACGAAUGUAUCCUCAAACCUGUGAUAGUUCCGAACGCGUAGAUUUAAAAGAACUGAGAUCUCGAGAACAGGCUCCUGUAGUGUUUGAUGCUAAUAUGUCAUUUGUGCUCGGUUGUAAUAAACAGCCCAUCCGGCAAAAAUUCAAGCCAAUAGCAGCUCAUAUGGAAGAAGGAACGUCUUCCAAUUAUUUGAGCCACAAAAUCGACAGUUUCCUACAGAGAACUGAUCAUGUUAUGGAUGAAUGGCGAAGAUUAGGACACAAAGAUGACUCUGACAUGAUGUUCGAUGGAAGAAAGAGGAGAGUUGGAAGGUCGAAGUCUGCGACGAACAUCAUGAUCAAGGGUUUUACGUUGUUCAGCCGGAGUGGCAGCCGAGCCAGCAGUGUUUGCCGAUCCAGCCGUGGGAUUUCAGAAGACAGAACAACUGUCUCUGAAAUGGACGAGCUAUCAGAAGUUGGUGGCGAGCUCGCAGAAGAACGGGCGGCAGCUGGACUGGCGACAGAACGCGCUGAUGCUGAAGCAGCCGAGAGGCUGCGCGUCGAACGCGACAACAGAGACCUGCUGGCUAACAACCAACGAUUGCAGCAGGCCUCCGAGCGACUGGAGCUUGAGCUCCUACACUGGCGUUCCGCUGACAGCGGUGGCGCUGAACCAUCAGACUCUGAAGGUUCAGAAGCUGAUGUUGCAGCCUCUGGAGACAAAUACAAACGAAGAUUCGAGAGGGCACACAGGGAACUGCAACUCCUCCGCGCUCAGCUGCGCAGGCAGCAUGAAGAUGACCUUGAACAGCUCGUCACAGUCAAGAAACAGCUGGAGAAGAAGGUACAGGAUGCGUAUGAAGAAGUGGAAGAGCAGAGGGCGGUGGCUGCACAAUGGAAGCGCAAGCUGCAGAAGCUGACCAACGAUAUGGCCGACCUUCGAUCAUUGCUGGAUGAACAGACAUGUCGCAACAAUCUGUUAGAGAAACGGCAGCGUAAGUUUGACGGCGAGCUUCAAGCGGCGCAAGAGGAGUUGAAGCGCGAGCGCGGCGCCAAGGAACGACUGUCGAGGGAACGAGACCAGGCACACGCCGAGAAAUACGCGCUGGAACAGAGCCUCUCUGAAGCUCGUCUAGAACUGGAGCUGAAAGAAGAACGGCUGGCUGCAGCAACACGUGAGUUGGAAGAACGUGGCGGCGGCGGAGAUGAACUGUCCGCUCUACGCAGGACCAAGACCGACCUCGAGCGACGCGUCAGGGACCAGGAGGAGGAGCUCGAUGAACUGGCCGGACAGAUACAGCUACUGGAGAGCUCCAAGCUCCGGCUAGAAAUGUUACUGGAGCAGCAACGCAAGGAGGCCAGACUCGAGGCCGCCGCCAGGGAUGACGAGAUGGAGGAGACUAGAGCCAACGCUGCUAAGAAACUUAAGAUGCUAGAGUCCCAACUAGAGAGCGAGCACUCAGAGCGUAGCCUACUACUGCGCGAGCGACAUGAACUGGAGCGACGCCUGGCGGCCUUGGAGGAAACUGCCCGGGCAGAGACACAUGACCAACAACAACUUGUGCAAAGGCUUAAGAGGGAUUUGAAGAGAUACCGCGCUCUACUCCGCGACGCUCAAACGAUGCUCGAACAAAAAGAAAAGGAGGGCGGCGCUAAGGCACAGAUCAGACAACUGAAGAACCAGGUGGAAGACCUAGAGCUGGCAGUGCGAGCAGCCACCAAAGCUCGUCAGGCUGCCGAGGCUGAGGCUGCGGAAGCUAACGCAGCGCUAGAAGAAGCCAGCCGAGCCCGGGCUGAUGCAGCCGAGCGGGCCAUGACUGCGGCCAGGGACGCCGCCGCCGCCAGGGCGCAGCUUGAUGAUGCAGAGGAGGAGGCGGCUGAGCUAUUAAAGAAGUACCGAUCGAGUACGAGUGCACUAGUGGGCGCGCAGAGCGAGGCGCGCGAGGCGUGCGCGCGCGCCGACGCGGCGGCCGACGAGGCGCGCGCCGCGCGGGACAAGCUCGCUGACCUCACGGCGCGACUCGCCAGCGCGGAGGCAGGACACUCGCACGGACACGCAGAGGCCGAGCGCAGGCUGGAGCUUAGGAAUAAGGAGUUAGAGUCGAGCCUGGAGCUGGAGGCGACGGCCCGCGGGCGCCUGGAGGGCCAGCUGUCGCGGCUGCGGGAGGCGCACGAGGCGCUCGCCGCCGAGCUGGGCCAGGCGCGCGCCAGGGAACUACUCGCGGCUGACGAGCUGCGGAAGGUUACUAGGCAACUCAGAGAACUCAAAGAAGAAAACAGCGCUCUGAACGCUAAGCUAAGCGAGGCCAACCGUGCUAAGUCCGCGGCCGAGUCUGCGGCCGCCGCUGCCUCAGCCGAGGCCCAGGCCGCGCGGGACGAGGCCAGGCUCGCUGCACGCAGGGCCACUGCACUACAGGAGGCCAUCGCUGGAGACCUGUCCAGCCCUGGAGAUUCUAGAGACACUGAUAGUGACAACGACAGCUACAGCUCAGACGAGUCUAUCGGCACGUUCCUGGCGAACCACAAGCUCAGCCCCUCCGCGCCCUCUAGGAACAGCGUGCAACUAGACACACAGAAAUCCCAAUCAUCCGGAGGCCGCGAGAGUCGGUCCAGCAUGGGCUCCAGCAAGCAGAUGAGUCCCACUAAGGAAUCGUUCGCAUAA
Spodoptera littoralis (African cotton leafworm) is the source of this 3285-nucleotide messenger RNA. NCBI's taxonomy places the organism in Eukaryota, Metazoa, Arthropoda, Insecta, Lepidoptera, Noctuidae. The record is from the annotation of a GenBank genome assembly.